CCACCAAUUCCCAUUCUCAUUCUCUAAUAGUCACCAAGUCACCAAUGAAGCGCUCAAUGUUAUGAUUUCUAGGGCUCCGACUUCUGGAAAAUUUUCUCGUUCUGCCUUCUCAUUCGGCCUUCUCGUUGGUGUGGUUCGGUGCAUUGAGGUCACAAAGUUCGUUGUUGUGGUUGCUUAAGGUGACGCGUUCAACAGUCCCUUCAUUUGAACCUAAACUCCUACAGUGAAAGAUUGGAGCCAUGGAGAAGCCAAACUCUGUAGGCCUAGCUGCUCCUCCUCAACCCAAUACCUAGGCUCGGGCUGUUUUGUCCAACUGUACUGCACAUUUGGCAAGUUUCUUCGGUUUCCUUCUAGCCAAAAAUCUAAGGCCUUAAUCUUGAUAUCAAGUCAUACUCCAAAUGCUUGGUCUUAUUUUUAAUCGAAGACCCCUCCUCCUUUAGAACCUGGCUGUUGAUGGUGAUUGCAAAGAAGGAUGUAGAAAAUGUCGUAGAGAAGGGAGGAAGAUUUUACAGAGUUAUUGAGAAGAACAGGGAAAUGUCUAGUGACGCACCAUCUGGUGACCUCCCACCUUCACAAGGUGCAGAUGACAUUCAUACGCCUACCCGAAAAAAAGGUAGGUCUGGGACAAGGUUGAGAGAGUUGGUAGCCACCCGCAACGCUGAUCAUAGGCUUCCCAUUCGUUUUGAUAUGCAGACCUGUAAACCCUUGGGAGAAAAUAGCACGAAAUUCAUUAGUUAUGUGGCCUUGCUCGGUAGAAGUAAGGCAUCCAUUCUUUGUGAUGAUUGGGAUCAUGUUCCAGAGAAUGUGAAGAACCAGAUAUGGCAGAGCAUCUUGGUCACAUAUGACGUCCCAAACACUAAUCUAUUGAGGACGAAAUGGAUUUCAUAUGUCGGGGAAAGAUGGAAGAAUUUCAAGACUAUGCUUACAAGUCAUUAUAUUUAUGGUUCCAAAACUGAUAAAAGCCCUUGUGAAAAGUAUCAAUUUCUUGAUGAGGAAACAUGGCAAGCCUUUAAGUUGAAGCGAUUAGAUCCUGCCUUUCAGGCUAAGAGGAGAGCUGCACAAGAGAUCGCAAAGAAAAAUGUCCACCCUCAUAUAUUGUCUCGUGGGGGUUAUGAGAAAUUGGAGCAGAAGAUGAUGAAAGAGGCAUCUACCUCUAAUCCUAUUGGGGCCUCCGAUACGAGUGCCAUAACUCGUCUUCCACGCCAUGUUACAUGGAAGAGAGCUCGUCAAAGACCAUCUGGGGAGUACACAUCUGAGGAAACCGCGAGCAUAGCUAAGCGCAUUGAUGAGUUGGUCGAGCAAAGCACACAAGGUACAUUCACUCCCGAGGGCCGUGAGGACAUAUUGGCAGUUGCCAUUGGUCGUCCAGAGCAUUCUGGACGUGUUCGAGGUGUUGGUAAAUUUAUUGGCAUCCGUCAAUUCUUCGGUCCUCCAACAAGUCAUCAUAGUAAAGCCCAUGUCAGUGAGGAAGUCCUCAAGGGUAUAAGAGAAGAAAUUAGACAGGAGAUGAGGGAGGAGAUCAAUGAGAUGAAGAAAGAGUACGGUGAUAUGAGAGCACAGUUGAAGAAGGAGUACUCUGAUAUGCGGGCACAAUUGUUAGCAGAUGUGCGAGCAGAAUUCGCCUCCUCCUCAAGCCAACCUAGGAAUUUCCCUCAACCUUCUCAUCUUUGUAUAAGCACAAAGGAGAGUUGUGAUGUUUCUCCUCAAAACGCUUCUCCCACUAUUGAUGCAGACUACGAGUUGUUUAGUGAUGAUGCCCUACAGUGCUUGGUGGCCUUAGGUAAAAUGUAUACAUUGGGGUCAACCAUGCACCAUGAAACCAUUACAACUGAUAUGAUGAGAGUGGUGGUUGUAGACGUACGAGAUGCUACAGCUCGAGUCCCUGUGCCCACUGAGGAUGUUCAGACAGUGGGACAGGCCCCUGGAAAUUUUAUCCUUUGGCCCCUUAGAUUGUCAAGAGCAAUUGUAAAGAAGGUUGAAGCACAAGGACAGGAAGAUAUGAAUGAAUCACUGCAACAACAGUCGCAGCCGUCACAACAAAUAAUUCUAGAACAACUUGGUGUGUUAGCAGUGAAGAUCUCCCUUUCUCCUAUAGAGUUACAAAUGCCUCCUGAAGUCACAAACAGGACAUCUUCGCUCUCUUUCUUCAUAUGUCAGAAGGAUAUUUUUGAAAUUCUCUCUGGCACUGAUAUGUUAUGUAUAUCAAUACUACAACUUUGGUUGUUGUAUUUACAUCGGUUGACCAUUGAAAAGAAGAAUGAUCACAUUUAUGGUUUUAUUGACCCUGUUGCCAUUCAAGGAGUUGGGAAUAAAGGUGAAGAGGUCCAAAACUACCUCUUACAAGCUUUUGUAAACGGAAAAAAGCAAGUGUACUUAGCACCUUAUUUGCAACAGGGUCACUGGCAGUUGUUACUAAUUCUUCCUCAACAAUUUCUUGUAGUUCUCUUAUGUUCAUUGCACAAAAAACCUCACACUUUGACAAUUAAAAAUACACUAAUAUUAGUGGUUGAGGCAUAUUCAAAGUUGCAGGGAACACAUAUCGUCUCUAGAAAGAAGUUGCAGUUCAUUGCACCAACUUGCUCACGUCAACUGGGAAGCUUUGAGUGCGGAUAUUAUGUCAUGAGACACAUGCAGAAAAUUAUAUCCGCAAAUGUCGUUGACUCAUGGAAAUUGAUAUUUGAUGACACGUCUCCAAUGGAACAACAAGUCAUAAAGGAUGUUCGGGAGCAAUGGGCUGCAUUUCUUUUAACCAUUUGUAAAUGAUUGGAUGCUUCAAUAUUACAUUUUGAGUUUAGGAACUAUUAUAUGUGUAAUAUGUUAAGUAACCAUGUUAGGUAAAUAUAGCUAGGAACUUUGUUAGGUAAAUAUUACAUUUUGAUGUGUUAAUGAAAACAAUAUUGAUUA
This is a messenger RNA of Vigna angularis (adzuki bean), 2904 nucleotides long. RefSeq lists its product as uncharacterized. Bases 454 to 2763 code for a protein of 769 amino acids. The transcript is spliced from 16 exons. The record is from RefSeq and is a predicted model, not a curated record. Lineage: Eukaryota; Viridiplantae; Streptophyta; Magnoliopsida; Fabales; Fabaceae.